AUUUUAAUUUAAAAAUAAAAACUUUAAAUAUAGUUCGAUCUUCAUAUUUUCUUAAAACUACUCUAAAUUUGUUGUGGCAUUGAAAAUAAAUACGCAAAUUAAAUAAGUUUUAAUUUCGUCUACAGUAAGUUAUAUAUAUCCCUACCCCAAAAUAGUACAUGUAACAAAAUCAAGAUAGUCAUGAUUUAUGAACCUUGGUUGUGUAAUUGGUAAAAAAAAAGAAUCACCAAUUAAAACCUAGAACUCAUAAAUCUACCUUAUCCUAGUUACGUUUUCUUUUUGUCAGCAUUCUAAUGAACUUUCUUAAAACAAACAUAUUGUUAUUUCUUUUGGAUUAACAGAAUCUCUUGGUUCUAUUAGAGGAAAACUCUUUACCUAUCAAAGUCGGUCCAAGCCGGUGGUAACGUAUUGAACUUAUCUUUUUAUAGCAAAACUCCAAAUCCAAUAAAAUAAUCUGACACAAAAAACCCUUAAAUGUAAAAUUUAUUAUCAGAUAAUAAAAAGAAACAUUAUUUAAAAAACCGCGUGAGCUCCAAAGCCAAUUUUAAACACAGCUUUUACUACAAAGAUGGCCCAACCCCAGCUGUUGCCUUAAACACGGCUUCGUCUUUCACCAUAUGAACCUUCCUCUUUCGAACCUCCUCUCAAAUCUCAAACCUUUACUACUACUAUAUAUACAUCCAUCCAUCCAUAAACCCUCAAACAUCACAUUCUAAAAAUCCAAUACAAGAACACAAGAAACAUAGAUAAAUCUCUCAAAAUGGCACACAGUUACUUCCUUCCUCUGUUUCUUUAUCUUAUAGUCAUCUCCUCUGUUUCAGCUAAUUUCCAAAGAGACGUUGAGAUCACUUGGGGAGAUGGACGUGGACAGAUCACAAACAAUGGAGAGCUUCUCACUUUGUCUUUAGACAAAUCAUCUGGCUCUGGUUUCCAAUCCAAGAACGAGUACUUGUUCGGUAAAAUCGACAUGCAGAUGAAACUCGUCCCUGGUAACUCCGCAGGAACAGUCACAACACUCUACUUGAAAUCACCAGGAACAACAUGGGACGAGAUUGACUUCGAGUUCUUAGGGAACCUAAGUGGAGAUCCUUACACACUUCACACAAAUGUCUACACACAAGGCAAAGGAGACAAAGAACAGCAGUUCAAACUCUGGUUCGACCCAACAGCUGAUUUCCACACUUACACCAUUAUCUGGAACCCACAACGAAUCAUUUUCACAGUCGAUGGAACUCCCAUUAGAGAAUUCAAGAACAUGGAAUCUGUUGGUACUCUAUUUCCCAAGAACCAACCAAUGAGAAUGUAUUCCAGUCUUUGGAACGCUGAUGAUUGGGCCACGAGAGGUGGUUUGGUCAAAACCGAUUGGUCUAAAGCUCCUUUCACUGCUUCCUACCGUGGCUUUAACCAAGAAGCUUGUGUUUGGUCAAACGGCAAGUCGUCUUGUCCUAAUGGCUCGGGACAGGGGACCACUGGCUCGUGGCUGUCGCAGGAGCUUGACUCUACGGCUCAAGAAAGGAUGAGAUGGGUGCAGAAGAACUACAUGAUCUACAACUAUUGCACGGAUACGAAGAGAUUCCCUCAAGGUCUUCCUAAAGAGUGCUUUGCUGCAUAGAGAGUGAAGAGUUGAGAAAGGAACAAAAUUCUACUUUUUCUUUUUGUUAUUAAAAAUUCUAUUGAUUUGUUUGUAGUGUACUUAUUCGUCAAAGUAAUAUAUUCUAUUACAAUAUCUUUUUAACUUA
Brassica napus (rape) is the source of this 1739-nucleotide messenger RNA. RefSeq names its product xyloglucan endotransglucosylase/hydrolase protein 22-like. Gene Ontology annotation, cellular component: cell wall; apoplast. The transcript has 2 exons. Gene Ontology annotation, molecular function: xyloglucan:xyloglucosyl transferase activity; hydrolase activity, hydrolyzing O-glycosyl compounds. NCBI's taxonomy places the organism in Eukaryota, Viridiplantae, Streptophyta, Magnoliopsida, Brassicales, Brassicaceae. The coding region runs from base 761 to 1612 and encodes 283 amino acids. The record is from RefSeq and is a predicted model, not a curated record. Gene Ontology annotation, biological process: cell wall biogenesis; xyloglucan metabolic process.